This is a messenger RNA of Culicoides brevitarsis, 2818 nucleotides long. RefSeq lists its product as uncharacterized. Lineage: Eukaryota; Metazoa; Arthropoda; Insecta; Diptera; Ceratopogonidae. Gene Ontology annotation, molecular function: protein binding. The transcript has 2 exons. The coding region runs from base 227 to 2728 and encodes 833 amino acids. The record is from RefSeq and is a predicted model, not a curated record.
AAUACAUAAAUAAUAAUAAUUGUAAAUAACGUUCGAUUCGGCAACAAACGACGACGACAAACCAUAGCUGAAAAAAAAAACGAGAGAGAGACACCCGCAAAAAAAAAAUGGGAAAUGCUUUAGGUCAAUGUUGUCAUCUCUAACACAAAAUCGAUAAGCACAUCAAAAUAGAGACACACACACAAAAAAAAGUAAUCAAGUCGAAAGCAAUUAAAACAACGCCAAGAUGUUUCUAAUCUACCUUCUCGUGUCAAUCACGUUUGCCGUGGUAGUUGGCUGCCCAUCGGAAAUGUGUCUGUGCAAAUGGAAAGGCGGCAAACAAACUGUCGAAUGUGGCGGCAAAUAUCUCACACGCAUUCCCGAUGGCAUGGAUCACGGCACUCAAGUCCUCAACUUUAGCGGCAACAGCUUGACAAUUCUCCAGAGCGAACGCUUCAUGAAAAUGAGCUUAACGAACUUGCAAAAAAUCUACCUGGCACGAAAUCAAAUUUUCAAGAUUCACGAUCGCGCCUUUCAGGGCCUCACAAAUUUAGUCGAACUAGAUCUCAGUGAAAAUGUCAUUAGUCAAAUUCCGACGGAAUCUUUUGUUGACUAUGCGUCACUUAUGCGUCUCAUACUCAACGGAAAUCCAAUUAAGGAAAUACGGAUGGCGGCAUUUCGACAUCUCACGUAUUUGGCGACACUCGAAAUGAGUAAUUGCCAAGUCGAAGUAGUGCAUGACGGCGCAUUCAUCGGGUUAGAUAGCAUCGAAUGGCUACGUCUCGACGGGAAUCGCAUCCAAACGAUUCAAGGUAGUAACAUACUGCCAACGACGCUGCAUGGCAUCAAUUUGCAAGGCAAUCGAUGGAAUUGCGAUUGUAACUUGAUUGACAUUCACACGUGGCUAAAUCGGUUCAAUGUGCCGCAGCAGGAAGAACCAAAAUGUCUAUCGCCCACGAAAAUGUCGGGGCGCGUGAUAAAACACGUAAAAGUGGGCGAACUCGCAUGCAUGCCCGAAAUUGAGCCAAAUGCCUUUUUUAUCGAAGUGUCUGAGGGACGCAAUCUAUCGUUGAAAUGCGUAAUUAAAGGCACGCCUGAACCCGACAUCUCGUGGUGGUUUCAGGGACAACUAAUUCAAUCGACAAACGAAACAUUAAUGACGCCAGAUGGCGAUUCACAUUUGUUCUAUGACAUCAUAGGGCCCAAUGGCACGAACAAAACGUGGCAUAAACAAACAAUUUUGUACAUAAACGACGUGAGUGCUGACAACAAUGGGACUUAUGUUUGUGUCGCCGAUAAUGCGGGCGGGAGAACUGAAGCCAACUUCACCGUACGAGUUGUGAUAAAAGAAGAACCCAUUGUCGAACAAGUUACUUUUCCGUACGAGUAUUUUGUGUUACUCGGCGUUGGCGCCAUCUGCAUCGUCGUGAUAUUUUUGUUGACAAUUUGCAUUCUCGUGUGUCGCUGUCGCCAAAAGACCCAGACAAGUCGCAAACGGAAAAAAGAUCUUGCCUUUCAGCUGGAUGCGACGGGACAAAAAUGCGCUUCUAUUGCGGCAAAUGAUGUCGAUAUGAAUGACACUCUAACGUGCUCCAAACUGAAUGGCAGCAUUUUAAUUACCGAUAAUAAUCCGCAGGAGAUGAUGUUGUACAUAGCAGCGAGUAAUUCGCAAAAUAUGAAUGUUAGUGAUGUUCCCCUAGGUUUAGGAAUUAGUAAUAGCGGCAAUAAUAAUUCGUCGCAGUACGUGAUGUCGUCACGUGGUAAUCAUCCAACGAUCGAUCCGAAUCCCGAUCUGAUAAACGACGCCGAAGCACGUGGCAUUAAAAACGAUUCGGAUUCAGAUAAAACUGAAACGAGUGCAGCGCCCUCAUCGGCUGUGCCAUGUACUACGAAUGACAUGCAGGAAUUUUUGCCGCCGCCCGGGUAUGGCGUGCAACUUGUGAGACCGAUUCCCGCGCGAUUUAAUACCGGAACACUUCCUCGAGGAGUUCCGCGUGACAUGUAUCAACAUCAAGUCGAUGUUCAUUUGAAUCCGGGAUGUUUCCUUGACGCCAAUGGAUAUCCGUUGACCGAAUAUGCAUUUAGUAAACCAAUUCCUAUGAACGCGAAUAACGCGCCUGUAAAUUAUUACCGUACUUUGCCCCAUAAAAAGCAUCAUCAACAAAAUACCGUUCGGUUUUCCGAUACGGAGUUCCUGACGCAACAAACCCAAACGUGUCAAACGUACGCUCCCGAUGUACGGUAUACCGUUCAAGGGUAUCCUUAUGUGCCAGUUGCUAUACCGCUUCCCACAGACACGAGUAAUUUCCCGUCGCCGCCCGAAGGAUACAAAACCGAAGUUACGCAAGUGACAACGUCUUAUUGUAUCAGUCCCACGUCGCAAUUACAACAACAACAACAAUGGCCUUCCGUUCUUCCGGGCUUUACGCAACAAAAUGCCUCCCAAAUUAUCCCGAUCAAGACACAAAAUGCUCACGAAGCCACAAAACGAUAUUCGGCAGCGUCACAAACCAUAUCGCCGUCGCCUACCCCGCCUCCCCCCUCAUCAGCUGUACAGAAAAAAUCAAUUAGUGCUCAAACGUCAGACACAACGACAAAUUGCGCGAUGCCCGAAUUACGGGAGGAAGAAGACGAAGAAGAGGAGGAAAGUCAACAACAACAACAAAUGAAACAUUUAUCGGGUCCGUUGGCGGAUAGUCCGGAUGAGGGAUAUGUUGGCGAUAGUCAAGAUACUUGUUCCGACAUAUGACAUCAGCAGCAACAGCAGCAGCAGCUACAACAGAAAAAACUCGUACCACAAAAAACAGUCACAUUUCAAGAGCCACUAAAGUCUGAUGAU